Striga asiatica is the source of this 405-nucleotide messenger RNA. The record is from the annotation of a GenBank genome assembly. Lineage: Eukaryota; Viridiplantae; Streptophyta; Magnoliopsida; Lamiales; Orobanchaceae.
AUGGCUUGGAAUCGAUUGAGGAUUAGGGGCGGCAGUGGCUUCAUCCCAACACCAUCGCCAUGGAUUUGCAGUGCAUUUGGAGAACCAGAAGAAAAGAAAAAGAAACUAAUUAAGGUAUCUUUUGCGGGUUGUGGGGCAAGCUCAAGCUUCUCGACGGGAAAGCGCCGGUAUAUUGAUCAAGAUGGCCAGCUGGAUAAUUGUCCUCUUGAAGUCGCCUCAGAUAAUGAUGUUGAUUUGAAAUUGAAAAUAUGCAGAACAGAAGGCAGCCAAGUCUUUUUAACAACCAAUUCGGAGGAUAAACGUGAACGGACGCCGGCGGUGGUUCGCGGCGGUUGCAAACCUCGCGUGUUCGGUGACUCGCGGAUGAAGAUUCUCGGCUAUGGCUGCGUGUGUCGUAGAUGUUAA